Molecule: messenger RNA, 612 nt
Organism: Colletotrichum godetiae
Lineage: Eukaryota; Fungi; Ascomycota; Sordariomycetes; Glomerellales; Glomerellaceae
Product: RNA polymerase II transcription mediator
Exons: 3
Coding region: 70-486 (138 amino acids)
Biological process (GO): regulation of transcription by RNA polymerase II
Cellular component (GO): mediator complex
Molecular function (GO): transcription coregulator activity
Source: RefSeq, a predicted model, not a curated record
GUUGUCUGUCACUGUUAACUUCAAUAUUACAACCCACCACACUGCGCGGAAUCACUGCAUACCAGCGCGAUGGGCGACAGACUUACUCAAUUGCAAGACGCUGUGGAUCAGCUUGCCCAGCAAUUCGUCGCAAGCUUCCACUUUGUCCACCGGCGCCACGAUCUCGAGCUGCUCGGACCCAACGAUAAGAUUAGAGAGGUCAAACAGGAUCCGGAACAGAAAGAGGUCGAUCCCCUUCCCGCAGACGAAUUCAAAGAUGGCCUAGCUGAGCUGUCGCGCGACCUCAUCAUCAAGGAACAACAAAUCGAGGUCCUCAUCUCCAGCCUGCCGGGUUUGGACAGCAGCGAAGCCGACCAGGAGCGCUAUAUCCAGGAGCUGGAAGACGAGCUCAAGGUCGCAGAGAGUCAGAGGCAGGACGCGAUACGAGAGAAGGACCAGAUUCUGGCAAAACUUGAUGAGGUGAUCAGAAGCGUUCGACGACCUUGAUAUAUCACACUGGUCACCGGGACUGCAUUGCAUUUGGGGUGUUAUGGGCGUUGAAAAAGGUCAAACGGGGGGUAUUCGAGUUUAAGGAUAUCUAUGAAUUAGCGAUACCCAAUCCAACACAGAAAA